Vitis vinifera (wine grape) is the source of this 2318-nucleotide messenger RNA. RefSeq names its product AP2-like ethylene-responsive transcription factor BBM. Gene Ontology annotation, biological process: regulation of DNA-templated transcription. Gene Ontology annotation, molecular function: DNA-binding transcription factor activity; DNA binding. Lineage: Eukaryota; Viridiplantae; Streptophyta; Magnoliopsida; Vitales; Vitaceae. The record is from RefSeq and is a predicted model, not a curated record. The coding region runs from base 97 to 2289 and encodes 730 amino acids. The transcript is spliced from 8 exons.
GAUUCUUCUUUUCCGCUUCUUCUGCCUCUUCUUCUUCUUUUUCUGUUUUUCUCAAUCUUGACUGCAGUCUAACACUUUGGUUUUUUGCUUACAAUAAUGGCUUCCAUGAACAACUGGUUGGGUUUCUCUUUGUCCCCUCGAGAACUUCCACCACAGCCUGAAAAUCACUCACAGAACAGUGUCUCUAGACUUGGUUUCAACUCUGAUGAAAUCUCUGGGACUGAUGUGUCAGGUGAGUGUUUUGAUCUCACUUCAGAUUCCACUGCUCCCUCUCUCAACCUCCCUCCCCCUUUUGGGAUACUUGAAGCAUUCAACAGGAAUAAUCAGCCCCAAGAUUGGAACAUGAAGGGUUUGGGCAUGAAUUCAGAUACUAACUACAAAACCACCACUUCUGAGCUCUCCAUGCUCAUGGGUAGUUCAUGCAGUAGUCAUCAUAACCUCGAAAACCAAGAACCCAAACUUGAAAAUUUCCUGGGCUGCCGCUCUUUUGCUGAUCAUGAGCAGAAACUUCAAGGGUGUAACUCCAUUGCAGCAGCAGCUUAUGAUAGCUCUGCAGACUACAUGUUCCCCAACUGCUCACUGCAGCUUCCAUCUGAGCCGGUAGACACCCCCACUCCCCGCGGUGGCGGCGGUGGAAGCACUACCGUCAACAAUAGUUCCAUUGGUUUAUCCAUGAUCAAGACAUGGCUGCGGAACCAACCUGCACCCACCCAUCAGGAUAACAACAAGAGUACUGAUACUGGGCCUGUCGGUGGAGCCGCCGCUGGGAACCUACCCAAUGCACAGACCUUAUCGUUGUCCAUGAGCACCGGCUCGCAGUCCAGCUCUCCUUUGCCUCUCCUAACAGCGAGUGCAGGUGGUGGUGGUGGGAGUGGAGGAGAGAGUUCUUCAUCAGAUAACAAGAAGGCCACCCCCCUCGAUAGCCAGACCGGUGCCAUUGAAACGGUGCCAAGGAAGUCCAUUGAUACAUUUGGACAGAGGACAUCCAUAUACCGUGGUGUAACAAGGCAUAGAUGGACGGGUAGAUAUGAGGCUCAUCUAUGGGACAACAGUUGCAGAAGAGAAGGACAAACUCGAAAGGGAAGGCAAGGUGGUUAUGACAAAGAAGAAAAGGCAGCUAGGGCUUACGAUUUAGCAGCACUGAAGUAUUGGGGUACCACCACCACAACAAAUUUCCCUAUUAGCAACUAUGAAAAAGAGAUAGAGGAGAUGAAGCACAUGACAAGGCAGGAGUACGUAGCAUCUCUGCGAAGGAAGAGUAGCGGGUUUUCUCGUGGAGCAUCCAUAUAUAGAGGAGUGACCAGACACCAUCAGCAUGGGAGAUGGCAGGCAAGGAUUGGAAGAGUCGCAGGCAACAAAGAUCUUUACUUGGGAACUUUCAGCACCCAAGAGGAAGCAGCAGAGGCCUAUGACAUUGCUGCCAUUAAGUUUCGAGGAUUGAAUGCGGUGACCAACUUUGAUAUGAGUAGAUAUGAUGUUAAUAGCAUUCUAGAGAGCAGUACCUUGCCGAUUGGUGGAGCUGCAAAGCGGUUGAAAGAUGCUGAGCAGGCUGAAAUGACUAUAGAUGGACAGAGGACAGACGAUGAGAUGAGCUCACAGCUGACUGAUGGAAUCAACAACUAUGGAGCACACCACCAUGGCUGGCCUACUGUUGCAUUCCAACAAGCUCAGCCAUUUAGCAUGCACUACCCUUAUGGCCAUCAGCAGAGGGCUGUUUGGUGUAAGCAAGAGCAAGACCCUGAUGGCACACACAACUUUCAAGAUCUUCACCAACUACAAUUGGGAAACACUCACAACUUCUUCCAGCCUAAUGUUCUGCACAACCUCAUGAGCAUGGACUCUUCUUCAAUGGACCAUAGCUCAGGCUCCAAUUCAGUCAUCUAUAGCGGUGGUGGAGCCGCUGAUGGCAGCGCUGCAACUGGCGGCAGUGGCAGUGGGAGCUUCCAAGGGGUAGGUUAUGGGAACAACAUUGGCUUUGUGAUGCCCAUAAGCACCGUCAUCGCUCAUGAAGGCGGCCAUGGCCAGGGAAAUGGUGGCUUUGGAGAUAGCGAAGUGAAGGCGAUUGGUUACGACAACAUGUUUGGAUCGACAGAUCCUUACCAUGCUAGGAGCUUGUACUAUCUUUCACAGCAAUCAUCUGCAGGCAUGGUGAAGGGCAGUAGUGCAUAUGAUCAGGGGUCAGGGUGUAACAACUGGGUUCCAACUGCAGUUCCAACCCUAGCUCCAAGGACUAACAGCUUGGCAGUAUGCCAUGGAACACCUACAUUCACAGUAUGGAAUGAUACAUAAAGCUUGGAAGAAUGGAAGAAGAGAUUAGA